AUUCUCGUCUCGUACUCGUUCACCGUGACCUACCUAAACGCGUCGCCGCCAGAAAAACUAAAAGCAACCCCCAACCCACGCGGCGCGGCGCCGCCCGACACCACCGCUCCGGUCCCCGGCGACGGCACGAUGCGGCGGCAGCCUUUCUCGCGGCACGCCGGCUUCUUCUCCUGCCUCCAGCGGGUGGAAGACCGGCUGGCGUCGGAGUCGGAGCAGCAACAUCAGGAGCAGAAGGAGAGCCCGCCGCCGCCAGCUACAGCAAAGGCAACGGCAACGACGCGCCAAACCGAGGCGUCGCCAUUCUCGGACACCAUGACCGCCUCCCCACUCCUCUUCCUCGACCCAGCAGCACCCGCACCAGCGCCCGGCAGCAGCAGCGGCCCGGCGCUGGACUUCCUCACCGCCGCCACCCAGGAGGGCAAGCACAUCCAACAGGAAGACGACGACAACGAUGGCGGCGGCGACGGCGAUGAGGAGGACAUCGCGCGGCUCAUGGAGCUGCUCGGCCUGUCAUCCGGCGGCGGUGGCAGCAGCCGCCGCGACGACGACGGAGGCGGGUGCGACUGCAGCGGCGCCGACGGGUUCCUGGCCAAGGUCGUGGGCGUGGUCGGCCCCAAGUGCGACAGGGAGAAGGGGAGGCUGGACGCCUGGAUCCGCCAUUACCACCGUGGGGGAGGCAGGGAGCCCGCGAGGCUGGCGCACCUGCUGCUCGCCAGGGCUGCCGCCGACACGGCAGCCGUUGCGUUCCCGGCCAGCGUGAAGGACUUCUUGGACCACGAUCCGCCACGGCAGUUGACGGACGAGUCGGAGUGGAGUGAUGCAAACGGAGACAAUAAUAGAGAUUGACAGACAUGUUUUCUGGAACUGAUUGAAAAGGCAGGCAAUAAUAGAGAUUGACAGACAUGUUACUGUUCGCAUUUUUGUGCACAAAGGUGGAGACAUUCAAAUAAUAGGUCGGCGAAAUGUAACUGAACGCACGAACAGGGAGGCAAAAUAUAUGCAAUGUGGUGUUAAGC
Molecule: messenger RNA, 1016 nt
Organism: Zea mays
Lineage: Eukaryota; Viridiplantae; Streptophyta; Magnoliopsida; Poales; Poaceae
Source: RefSeq, marked validated